CGGAUUCAAGCGGCGGGCGCGCAGCGGAGCCGCCGUUGUGCCGCUGCCGCGUCCCCGUCAUUGCUGUGUCCUGCCAUCGCCGCCGCCAUGGAGACCAUGACCUUCCCCCGCUACAGCCCCGACGACAUCAUCAGCUACCUCCGCUCGCACAUCCUGGAGGGCGCCGAGGCCCGCAACCUGGUCAAGGGCGACGUGUUCGGCAGCCCCAGGCUUGAGGUUUUACACCUGAUUUACCUGAGAAUCCUGCAGAAAGUGUGUGGGAUCCGGCUGGAGCACGCCUACAUGAUGCCCCUCAACGUUGACAUAAUGUACCCCCAGAUCCAUGAAGGCUUUCUGCCUGUCUGUAACUUGUACAUUCACAUGGAGCGCUUGCUGCCCAUGUGCCGGAUUAGUGACUUCCAAAUUGCUGAUGUUUUAAACCCAAAGACCAAGAGGACUGUUCGCUUCUUGAGUGGCAUCCUCAACUUUGUGAACUUCAGGGAGUUCCGGCGUGAGGUCUACCUGGAGCUACAACAGAGCUAUAAAUUAGCUAUGGAGAAAAACCAACACCUGGAGGCUGUGAAUCAGGAGGCUGCACUGAAGCUGGAGAAACUGAACACAGUCCCAGUUGAACACGAGGCAGAGAUCAAGCAGCUCACAGAGAGCAUUCGGGAGCUGGAGCAGCUGCUGAGGCAGGACUAUCGUCGGAAACAAACAGCUUUGCAAGAAGUGACUUCUCAAAAGAAGACAGAUAUUGCUGAGAGAACCCAAAAACUGAAUGAGUGUAAAGUGUCUCUGGCUACUUUGAAAGAAGAACAAGAGCAGCUGAAAUCCAAAAUUGUGGAGAGUCCAGAAGAACGGAAAAGUUACAACGAGAUGAUGAAAGAGACUAUUAAGAAACUGAAAAGAUCUAAGCAAGAAGUUACUGAGAAAUAUGAAGGUUAUAGAGAUGUAGUCGAGGUUCUGCCAUCAUGCCAAGUGGAAUUGCAGUUAUACCAAAAGAAGAUGGAAAUACAGGGAGAAAAUGUGGAGAGACUGGCCAGUGUCUCAUCAGAGGCCAGAAAUCUGGAGGACCAACUUGAGAGUGCUCAGGUAGAGCUGAAAAAGGCCAAGACAGAUGAAAUGUCCCUGAAGAGAGUGGUCACUGCAAAACAUGAGAAGCUUGCCACAGCUGAGAUCCAGCUUAAAAAGAUGCGUGAAGACAUUGAGCAGCACAAGUGCACUGUGCUCGAACAUUUUAACAAAGUCCAGGAGAAGAGGGGUGCUGUGUAUGACAAAGUUAUGGCCAUUCGCAAGGAAAUCAAACAGAAAAAGGACAAAAUUGAGCAGCUGAAGGACGAUGCUGAAGAAAAAGCAACAAAAGCCAAGGAAAUACACCUAAUUUUGAAGGCUGUAUUGGACAAGUGUCAUGAAUCUCUCCUUAAGGCAGUAAAGACUUCUGCAGCCUCAAGAGCAGAAAAAAUUGAUGAAAUAAGGGAAGGGCUGUUCAGCAUUCAAUCUUCUGUAAAUGCUUCUUAAGCCUGUCUGAACUUGUGUUCUACUUUUCAUUGUGUUCGUGCUCAUACCUGAACUCGAGAGCUUCUGCUUUGCAGGGGAGGGAUAAUAAUUGCAGGCAAAUCCAGCUUUCUCCAAAACCAUGUCAGAACAUGUUUAGCUUUCCAGGCUGAUCCUGAUGUCAUGAGCUUGCUGAUGAUGUGGAUAAGAAAACACUCAGUUUCUGGUGUUUCAAUCUGCAUCUGGUUUUAGUGGUGAUAUUGCAAGCCUUGCUAUCACCAAACUGCUCAACAUUUUAGACAGAACCCUGCAUUUGUAGAAACUGUUCUGCAAACUUUGAUCUGGGAACUCCUGCUGCCUUGGUCUGGCUUGAAUGUUCAAGAUAAGUCAGGAACAGGUGAUGCUCCACCACCAUUAUUCAAUCAAGAUGAAAUCCUGACAAAGCAGUAGCAUCCACCUAAAUGCCAAGUUGCUCUCAUCAUAAAUAUUUCUAACUGUAAAUACUCAAAUACCAUUUAAAUAUCAUUUUAGUUAACAUUACACUCCCUGUCAAUGCUUGAACUCAUUGUGUCUGCUUUGUGGGGUAUUGAACCCUCAUCUGUGUUCAUCAGUCUGUGUUAGGAUGCUGUUAAAUGUAGAUUGAUGUUUUCUACCUUAACUUGUGAGUGGUUUUCAUUAUUUGGAAAAAAAUAAAGUGUUAAUUUUUACGCUAGUUGAUAUAAAGAUAUUUAAACCUUUUUCUCUUGGGUCUUUCCACUCCCCUAACUGACUUUGCAUAAGAUUUCAGUUGAAUAAUGUUGCUGUGCACAUUUGUAGGAAUGUGUGCUAUGAGCAGUCUCUUGUGAUGAAAGGAGGAGGAUGAUUCAAGCCAUCUUUCAAAUUUUAAUUCUUCAUCUCUCACCAGCUAGCAAGUCAGUCAGGAAGAGCAGGUGCUUGUUCCUUCUAGAGCUCUUUUGAAGGCAUCAGACCCUUCUAAAGUUUUGCUUUAAGCCUUUUUUUUUUCAACUGUAACAGAAUUGUUUAAUUUGAAAAAGCUCUCUAAGAUGAAGUGCAGCCAUUAACCCAGCCCUGCCCCCUCCACCACUAAGCCCUUGUCCCCAAGUGCCACCAGUGGACUUUGGAAUAUUGCAGUUGUAUUUCCUUCUUUACAAAGACUGGCUGGGGAAAGAGAUUCCCAAAAACUUCCAACAUCCUGCAGGGGAUUAUUCCAAUCAGCAGGCCAAGAUUCUUAGGCUACAGAGAUGAUGCUUGUGUAUCCCAGUGAUGAGGAAUUUGCAGGACAAAGAAAAAGUUGGAGUCUGGUUCCUGCUCUCAGAGAUUUUGGGUAAAAUAAAAGGCUGCAAUUCAUGAAGAAACAAAAACCUGGAAAUCAAGUUUUCCUAUUUCCAAUAGGUUCUUGUGCUUUCACUGCUGCUUUGUACCUAGAAUACUUACAAA
Molecule: messenger RNA, 2910 nt
Organism: Passer montanus (Eurasian tree sparrow)
Lineage: Eukaryota; Metazoa; Chordata; Aves; Passeriformes; Passeridae
Gene: NUF2
Product: NUF2 component of NDC80 kinetochore complex
Exons: 13
Coding region: 88-1497 (469 amino acids)
Biological process (GO): kinetochore organization; mitotic spindle organization; meiotic chromosome segregation
Cellular component (GO): Ndc80 complex; kinetochore
Molecular function (GO): protein-containing complex binding
Source: RefSeq, a predicted model, not a curated record